AUGAUCUCCAGAUACACUCGGAAGGCGGUGCCACAAAGCUUGGAGCUGAAAGGAAUAACAAAACAUGCUAUUAAUCACCAUCCUCUUCCAGGGCAGCUGGAUGAAAUUUCUUCUACCAAUGACAGCCAUGAAAAAGACACAAGUUCCCAAAGUGAGUCUGUCAUCACACAAGAAUCACCUUUUACAUCAACUGACACUGGGAAUUCAAGAUCUGCUUUUCCAAGCUAUACAGGCACAGGGAUCUCUACAGAAGGUAGCUCGGACUUCUCCUGGGCCUAUAGUGAACUUGAUCAAAAUGCCACUGAAGAAGUCCAGGCAAUGUUCACAGCCAUUGAUGAGCUCUUGUAUGAGCAGAAGUUGAGUGUGCAUACUAAGAGCCUACAAGAAGAGUGCCAAAAAUGGACAUGUAGCUUUCCUCACCUCAGGAUUUGGGGUAGGCAGAUAAUCACUCCAAGUGAAAGUUAUGGGCUGUAUCCUAGAUCCCCUUCUGUUGUUUCAGCUUCAUAUGAGGCAACACUUUCUUAAGAAAGAGAUUCUACUAUAUUUGGUAUUAGGAGAAAUAAGUUACAUUUUUCAUCUUCUUAUGCUCAUAAAGCAUCUUCCAUUGCCAAAUCCCCUAGCUUGUAUUCUAUGGAAAGAGAAAAGAAAGACUGUGUAAUCUUCUCUGAAGGAAUAAUAGAGGAAUACCUAGCAUUCGACCACACUGAUAUGGAAGAGGGGUUUCAAGGAAAGAAAUUACAAGCAGCUCCAGAGAAACAGAAAUUAGGGUACCCUCCCAUUGCUCUAUUUUACUGCAUGAAAGAGGAUAUCCUUGCUCACAUGUUUGACGACAUGUGGAGCAAGGUUCUGAGCUAUAUGGAGCAGCUGACACGUUGUCAUUGGGAGGGAUUGGCUUCUGGUAAGGAUCUUUGUGAAAACAGUGUAAAAAAUAUAAUUGUUUAUGAUUUCCAAAGCCUAACUAACUAG
Molecule: messenger RNA, 966 nt
Organism: Neomonachus schauinslandi (Hawaiian monk seal)
Lineage: Eukaryota; Metazoa; Chordata; Mammalia; Carnivora; Phocidae
Product: primary cilium assembly protein FAM149B1-like
Exons: 1
Biological process (GO): cilium assembly; protein localization to cilium
Source: RefSeq, a predicted model, not a curated record